AUGAGUACGCUCCUCACCUCCGCCUGGAUGUGCCAGUACCUCCACCAGCUAACGCAGAAUAGCGGCCUAAUGGACUACUCCACCACCGCGCAGGACCUGUACCAGACCUUCCGGGAGCUGGUCUACGACCGCCGGGGCUACUUGCACUUCGAAGAAGUCGCCCGCAACUCCUGCGAGGACUCAUCAACCUACACCCUGCACAUCAGCCACCUGCGCCAGGCCGCCCUCCAGCUCCUCGAUCUCGGCGGGAAGCUGGCCGCGCUGGACGCCUCCGCCGCGGCCGUCACACAAUCCCUGAGCACUUCCACCCCGCUCCCCACCGCCGACGUCCUCGACGCCAUUCAAACUUCCCAGAACAUUGAGACUGCGCGCUGGCACCUCCAUGACCAGAUCCGGCGGACCUUCGACACCGCGCGGUGGUGGCUGCACGACCUGGGGGCGGUCAUCACCGACGAGCUCGAGGACGAGAAAGUCCCCUUGCCGCUGUGGCAGCAGAUCGCGGACAAGCGGUUCCACGCGGAGGAGUACCGGGGGUUUGCGGCGCAGUUGGAGGCGUGGUUUGCUGCGCGGCAGCGGCAGCAGCAGCAAGGUAACCCUAACUCCCCUCACUCCCUUUACUCCCCUCGCGGGGAGUUCAAACCAGCCCUCACCCCGCUCCACCACCGUCUCAUCCGCCUCAACAUCAAACGAAGACACUACAUCCUCGCGCUACAACAGCAGUCCUCGGACGUGUACACCGUCGCCCAGCUCCACGCCUUCCAGGAGCGAGGCGUGAACUUCCCCGCUCCGCCGCACGCUGACGCCGUGAUUCACGGGCACUGGACGGAGCCGCCGCCCUCCACCACCAUCACCACCACCACCUCUCCCCAAGGCCCAGCAACAAUAACCUCCCAAUGCCCCUACUGCCUCACCCCCGUCCCCACCUCCUUACUCGAAGACAAAUCCUCCUGGCGCAGCCACCUCACCUCCGACCUCCGCCACCUCACCUGUCUCACCGCAGCCUGCGGCACCCAAGAAACCGAGGGGUUUGUCACGGUGCAAGGCUGGGUGGAACACCUCGCGACGGGCCGGAAUAUCGGCGAGGAGUAUGAUUCCUUCUUUGAUGCUGCAUCAACCACAAAGAUUGCUGCUGGGGCUGGGGCUGGGGCUGGAGCUGCCGCGCACUCCCCUACGACGGAUAGAGUGCCGCAUACGAGUGUUCCGGAUACAUGUCCGAUUUGCCUGUGGCGGUUUGAGGGGGAAAGUGAUGGUGAGGGAGCGAUGCUUGUGCAUCUGGAACUCGAAUUGAGGUUCUUUGCGUUGUUGGCGGUUCCCUGGGCAGCGGAGAAGCCGUAUGAGCUUUUUGUGGACGGGGCGUGGGAGGAAUGGGUCGAGGGGCAGGUUGUGUUGAAGGAGGAAGUGAAUGAGUGGGUGGGGUUGGGUUUGUUGGAGGAUCGGGAGGAUGGGCAAGUGGAGGGGGAGGCUUUGGGGAGGCUUUUGGAGAGGGCGGCGAUGGGGGUGGAUUGA
Aspergillus aculeatus ATCC 16872 is the source of this 1506-nucleotide messenger RNA. RefSeq lists its product as uncharacterized. The transcript has a single exon. NCBI's taxonomy places the organism in Eukaryota, Fungi, Ascomycota, Eurotiomycetes, Eurotiales, Aspergillaceae. The record is from RefSeq and is a predicted model, not a curated record. Bases 1 to 1506 code for a protein of 501 amino acids.